AUGUCCUUGUGGCAGAGUAUAUCCCAGCUCCCGUAUGGUGCGCAGAACAAUUUCCAAUUCUUUGACAACAAUUACACAAUGAUCUUGAUCAUCGGCAAGCUCAAGAAUAUCGAGCCGCCUAGUCUCAACAGCCAGAAGGAGGGGGCUGCGGCCGAACCUAUCCCGACAGGUGAGAAGAGUAGGAUCUCUCUUGAGGAGAUAUUUGACAACGCUUUCGUCUCCUCCUUCAAGUCUCUCCACUUGGCGGCUUUCAUCAGCGGAGUUUGA
This is a messenger RNA of Aspergillus affinis, 267 nucleotides long. RefSeq lists its product as uncharacterized. The record is from RefSeq and is a predicted model, not a curated record. The coding region runs from base 1 to 267 and encodes 88 amino acids. Lineage: Eukaryota; Fungi; Ascomycota; Eurotiomycetes; Eurotiales; Aspergillaceae. The transcript is spliced from 2 exons.